Penicillium macrosclerotiorum is the source of this 2487-nucleotide messenger RNA. RefSeq names its product RNA-binding ribosome biosynthesis protein MRD1 (gene mrd1). The transcript has 4 exons. Gene Ontology annotation, molecular function: RNA binding. The record is from RefSeq and is a predicted model, not a curated record. Bases 1 to 2487 code for a protein of 828 amino acids. Lineage: Eukaryota; Fungi; Ascomycota; Eurotiomycetes; Eurotiales; Aspergillaceae.
AUGGAGAACACCCGGGUGUUUGUCAGUGGUCUUCCACCAUCUUGCUCUAAUGACCAGCUUCGCAAUCAUUUUGCAAGUCGGUUCACUGUCACAGAUGCCCAUGUCCUGCCUAGACGGCGAAUGGGAUUCGUCGGUUUUAAAAGCAAUGAAGUAGCUAACCAAGCUGUCAGCUACUUCAACAGGACAUAUAUGAAGAUGUCCAAGAUCACGGUAGAUCUUGCUCGACCGAUUGAUUAUAAACCCACAGAGAACAAUCAUCCUACACGGAAACGUGAUGCUGCAUCCAAUAUCUCAUCGGACAGUGUCCUCAAGCGCAAGCGAGAUGAGGAUGCUAAGUCCCAGGACCCUAAGCUACAAGAGUAUCUUGCUUUGACGCAAAGCUCGUCAAAAACCCGAACUUGGGCAAAUGAUGAUCAUAUGGCACAAGCAUCCGCAGAAUCAUCACUGCCUAUUAACCAGCCAAGUCAAGAUAAUUUCUCAGAAGAGGGACAGCCGUCGGAAGCCAAAAAAGCUCGGGUGCAAGAUAUCCCUGCCAGUUCCAGCACCAAACAAACCCAUCCCAUCUCGAUGGUUGGUAUGGAAGAUGAAGGGGAAGAAGAUAAGGCGAAAGAGACGGAGGAGACCGGGGCUGAAGCUGGUCCGGUAUCAGAUGCUGACUGGCUUCGCUCAAAGACAAGUCGUUUGUUGGGUUUGCUGGACGAAGAUGAACAGGCUGAGUUUGAGCAGCAUAAAGCUGAACAACCGGUUGAACCACGUAGUCCCAGCGAUGAUGAAUCUCGCACCGCGGUGAUUGAAAAUAUUGGCUCUGAGAACCAAGCCGAUACUUACAUGGACGAUGCAGUUGAAACACAGCCUGACCAUUCAGCGGAGCCAGAGCAGCCAGAUGCGAAUGUUGAACUCAUUCGUGACUCGGCUCGCCUGUUCGUCAGGAAUCUUGCCUACGACAUGACUGAUGCGGAUCUCCAACCACUCUUCUCCCCGUUCGGGAAACUCGAUGAGAUUCAUGUUGCGUUUGAUACUCGCACGGAGACCAGCAAAGGUUUCGCUUACGUCCAGUUUGCCGAUGCUGAUGCAGCCAUCGACGCAUAUCGAGCUCUAGAUGGGAAACAUUUCCAGGGCCGACUUAUGCAUAUUCUUCCCGCAGCUGCGAAGAAAACGUACAAGAUCGACGAAUAUGAAUUAUCCAAGCUUCCUUUAAAGAAACAAAAACAAAUUAAGCGCAAGAUGGAUGCAUCCACCUCCACCUUCAACUGGAAUUCUCUCUACAUGAAUGCUGAUGCUGUAAUGUCUUCGGUCGCUGAACGACUGGGUGUGUCCAAAGCCGAUUUAUUGGACCCCACGUCCUCUGAUGCAGCUGUUAAGCAGGCACAUGCUGAAACGCAUGUCAUUCAGGAGACCAAAGCGUAUUUUGCUUCAAAUGGGGUAAACAUUGAUGCAUUUCAGGGCCGGGAACGUGGCAAUACUGGAAUUCUUGUGAAGAAUUUUUCCUUCGGUGUGAAGUCUGCAGAGCUUAGGAGUCUAUUUGAACCCUAUGGCCAAAUCCUUCGUUUGCUGAUGCCCCCGACCGGGACCAUCGCAAUCGUCGAAUUUGCAAGACCUGACCAGGCCCAAAAAGCAUUCAAGGGACUUGCCUACCGCAAAUUGGGAGAUUCCAUUCUUUUCUUGGAAAAGGCUCCCAAGAACUUGUUUGACGGCACAGUGGCCCCGAAGGCUCUACCCGAAACUCGGGGCAAAACUCAAGGCUUCUCCACUUCGGACACCUUCGCAGCAGAUGAGGCAGAGGAUUCAGGACUGACAUCAACUCUAUUCGUCAAGAAUUUGGACUUCUCCACCACGAAUGAGAAAUUCUUGGAAGUCUUCCGACCCUUGGAUGGCUUUAUCACCGGUAGGGUGAAGACUAAGCCUGAUCCUAAGCGACCUGGUCAGACUCUCAGCAUGGGCUUUGGCUUUGUGGAAUUCAAGACCAAGGCUCAGGCUCAGGCUGCUUUGGCGGCCAUGAAUGGCUACAAGCUUGAUCAACAUGAGCUUGUCAUUCGGGCAUCGCAUAAGGGCAUGGACGCGGCGGAGGAACGGAGACGCGAAGAUACUGCCAAGAAAAUUGCUGCGAGAAGAACCAAGAUCAUUAUCAAGAACUUGCCUUUCCAGGCGACCAAGAAGGAUAUCUGGUCAUUAUUUGGCAAUUAUGGCCAACUUCGUUCUGUUCGGGUGCCUAAAAAGUUCGAUCGCUCAGCCCGUGGUUUCGGUUUUGCCGACUUUAUCAGUGCUCGCGAGGCGGAAAAUGCCAUGGACGCGUUGAAAAACACGCAUCUUCUGGGUCGGCGAUUGGUGCUGGAAUUCGCGAGCGAGGAGGCUGUCGAUCCCGAGGAGGAGAUCGCGAAGAUAGAGAAGAAGGUAGGGGAGCAGGUGGACAGGGUCAAGAUCCAGCAGCUCACUGGCACGGGGCGAAAGAAGUUCACUGUAGGGGCCCAGGAGGACGAGGAAGCAUGA